UGGGAUUGAGGCAGAGCUGGGCCAAUCAGCCCGGCAGGGUGGGGCCAAAGGCAGAGAUUGGCAGGCGAGCGGCCAAUCAGCGGCCGGAGCUCUUCCGGCUCCACGUCGGCAGCGGAGGAGGCAAAAUGGAGGCGCUGGUGCUGGAGCCGUCCCUGUACACGGUCAAGGCCAUCAUCAUCCUGGACAACGACGGCGAGCGGCUCUUCGCCAAGUACUACGAUGACACGUACCCCAGCGUGAAGGAGCAGCGCGCCUUCGAGAAGAACAUCUUCAGCAAGACACACCGCAGUGACAGCGAGAUCGCGCUGCUGGACGGGCUGACCGUGGUGUACAGGGGACACAGUGACACACUGAUGCUCACGGCCGUGCUCAACUGCCUGUUCGACUCACUGAGCCAAAUGCUGAGGAAGAACGUGGAGCGCCGGGCGCUGCUGGACAACAUGGAGGGGCUGUUCCUGGCCGUGGACGAGAUCGUGGAUGGAGGGGUCAUCCUGGAGAGCGACCCCCAGCAAGUCGUGCACCGCGUGGCCGUGCGGGUACGGGGCUGGGGGCUGGGGGGCUUUGCCAAGGUCCCCAAGGUGGGGACAGGGACCCCCAGGCCGAGCGCAGGAGUCAAACCUCGUCGUUUAUUGGGGUGA
Molecule: messenger RNA, 638 nt
Organism: Onychostruthus taczanowskii (white-rumped snowfinch)
Lineage: Eukaryota; Metazoa; Chordata; Aves; Passeriformes; Passeridae
Gene: COPZ1
Product: COPI coat complex subunit zeta 1
Exons: 8
Coding region: 126-638 (170 amino acids)
Biological process (GO): retrograde vesicle-mediated transport, Golgi to endoplasmic reticulum; intra-Golgi vesicle-mediated transport; intracellular protein transport
Cellular component (GO): COPI vesicle coat
Source: RefSeq, a predicted model, not a curated record